CUUUGUUGACAGAAAUCAGCUGUAGAAAAACAAACACUAACGUCACUGUUGUGAGUGGCAUCCCCUGCCAUCAUGGAUGAAUCAGGUUUGGUUACAAAAAUGCAUAACACUAUCACAUUCUGUGCUUUGAAGGAGGAGAAAGUUGAAGACGUCAUUGAGGAGGAUUUCCAAGCAAUAAAAGAAGAAAUUAAUGAUAUAGAGGAGAAUGAUGUCAAAAUAAGAAGAGGAAAUGAAAGUCCAGUGUGUAAAGCAGUUUAAGUCCUAGAGAAGAAAGAGUUGAAAAGAACUCAAAUGAAACUAUGGGUACAAAUAUAGAGGAUGAGAAUGCUAUCUAUAUAAUGGCAGGAGGUGAGCUAGAUGCAAGUGUUGAAAAUCCUGUGUUUGACAAAUUCAAAAUUCUUGGCGAAAAGGCAGACACUUUUGUGUGUGAAGAUGGAGAUCCUUUGGCAUCGCCCGUGCCAUGUGUAGCUGAUCCUCAUAGGAAAAAGAAGUCAUUGCUUGCUUCCAAAAGGACACGUAAGAAAGCUGACAAAGAGGUGAACUGUGGCAGAAAGGAGGCAAAAGAGAAACGUUUCAGUUGUGAAAUAUGCUCCAAGAAGUUUUCCUUUAGAAGUGAGAUUUUACUCCACAUGAGAGUGCAUACAAAAGAAAAACCAUUUAGCUGUGAGGUUUGCAGCAAGUCAUUUACUAAGAAAAGUACUCUUCUCCAACAUGCAAGAAUACAUACAAAUGAGAAACCUUUUAGUUGUAAGUUAUGUAACAAAAAAUUUAGUCAGAAAGGUAAUCUAGAUACACACACAAGAUUUCACACAACUGAUAAACCUUAUAGUUGUAGAAUAUGUCGUAAGGCUUUCUCUGUAAAAAGUCAGCUAGUAUGCCACAUUAGAGUACAUACAAAAGAAAAGCCUUUUCUUUGUAAUGUAUGUAAUAAGUUAUUCACAUGGAAAAGUGAUUUAGAAAGACAUCUGAGAGUACAUACAAAAGUGAAACCUUUUACUUGUGGUAUAUGUGAUAAGUCAUUUGCAUGGAAAAGUGAUCUGAAGAGGCAUUUGAGAGUACACACUAAAGAGACGCCUUAUAUUUAAUGAACUCUGUACUAUCAUCUAAUGAGACAUGAGAGUACAUAGAAAAGAAAAACAUUAUUUCUGCGAUGUUUUUAACUGGACAUUCUCAGAUUGCAGUGUGCAGUAUGUUUGUAGCAGCUCAGUCAAUAGUGCUGCAUGCAAGGGGAAAGAGGAAAAUUCCAGUGGACUACAGUAAAAUAAAGAAAGAAAUUAAACAAAUAUAUGGGUAGUAAUGAUGAAUGAAAUUAAUACAGUAAUGUAUUACAUAUAAGUAACGGAUAAUGACUUAAAAACAGUGCUUCAUAAAAGAUACGGCAGGUCAUUAGAAAUGGAGGAGAUAUACUAGCUUAUUAAAAUUAUCUCUGCAAAACAUACCUUCAGUGUGAUGAUAAUAAUGGUAAUGAUAAUUAUAGAUAUAUAUAUAUGCAUAAAAUAGAUGAAUGGCCAUACUCGGUUUGGUGGUUGGGUGAGGUUAUUAUUUAUGAAUUAGAAUACUUUCUUUCAUCAUGUGGAUGCUAGACACACACACACACACAUGUGUGUGUAUGUGUAUGAGUGUGUAUAUGAUUAUAUAUACACACAUUAACA
Messenger RNA from Penaeus monodon (black tiger shrimp), 1652 nucleotides. RefSeq names its product gastrula zinc finger protein XlCGF71.1-like. The transcript has 2 exons. Gene Ontology annotation, molecular function: RNA polymerase II cis-regulatory region sequence-specific DNA binding; DNA-binding transcription factor activity. The coding region runs from base 300 to 1085 and encodes 261 amino acids. Gene Ontology annotation, biological process: regulation of transcription by RNA polymerase II. Lineage: Eukaryota; Metazoa; Arthropoda; Malacostraca; Decapoda; Penaeidae. The record is from RefSeq and is a predicted model, not a curated record.